AUGGAUAACAUCGCGGCGAGCGCUCUGGUCGAAAUCUUGGGGUUGGAAGUCUUCACUCGCGCCGAGGCUAGACCUCGCCAAAAACAAUUUGAGGGCGAGCAUCGUCCGCCCGCCGCCCGACCCGCAAGGGCAGAGGGCAGAAGGAUGUCGCUGUUGCUUGCCAGCCACUCAUUUGACUUGAGGUUGUCGCUGCUCUUCCUCGAGUCGUAUCUUCUCGGCAGAUUUGACAACGUAGCAUUCCCAUAA
Messenger RNA from Penicillium soppii, 246 nucleotides. RefSeq lists its product as uncharacterized. The transcript is spliced from 2 exons. Lineage: Eukaryota; Fungi; Ascomycota; Eurotiomycetes; Eurotiales; Aspergillaceae. The coding region runs from base 1 to 246 and encodes 81 amino acids. The record is from RefSeq and is a predicted model, not a curated record.